Astyanax mexicanus (Mexican tetra) is the source of this 1009-nucleotide messenger RNA. Its product is annotated as dehydrogenase/reductase SDR family member 1. NCBI's taxonomy places the organism in Eukaryota, Metazoa, Chordata, Actinopteri, Characiformes, Acestrorhamphidae. The coding region runs from base 77 to 1009 and encodes 310 amino acids. The record is from RefSeq and is a predicted model, not a curated record. The transcript has 9 exons.
UGUAACCGGGAGGUGGAGUAUUUAUAGAGGUGUUGUGAUUUCAGUCUGGAUAGGUGUUGAACAGGAACCUGUAGAGAUGGCGCUCUCUGGCUGGGUGUGUGUGGUGACCGGUGCUUCUCGGGGGAUUGGAAAAGGAAUAGCAUUACAGCUUUCUGAAGCUGGAGCUACAGUCUACAUCACUGGCAGACAGAUGAAGACCCUGGAGCAGACUGCAGCUGAGGUAAAUGAGAGAGGGGGUCUGUGUCUGCCGGUGAUCUGUGACUCAACAAAAGACGACGACAUAAAGGAGCUGUUUGAAAGAAUUAAACGUGAGCAAAAUGGAAGACUGGACAUCCUGGUGAACAAUGCGUUCGGUGGAGUGCAUGCAAUUUUUGACAACAUGGAAACUAAGUUCUGGGAGUAUGAGCCUUCUGUAUGGGACGAUGUCAAUAACAGUGGCCUCAGGGGGCACUAUUUCUGCUGUGUGUAUGCUGCCCGGAUUAUGGUACCUCAGGGCAAGGGCCUUAUUGUUACCAUAUCAUCCAUAGGUGGCUUAAGGUAUCUCUUCAAUGUGCCCUACGGGGUCGGCAAAGCUGCGUGUGACAGAAUGGCUGUGGACACUGCGGUGGAGCUGAAGAGCCUUGGGGUGGCUUCUGUGAGCCUGUGGCCAGGGGCGGUGCAGACAGAGCUCGUUAACGAGCAUGUCAUAGAGAAAGAAAAGCCUCCAGGCUUUGAUGACAAUUUCAAGGAAGUCUACAACAAAGGAGAGACAAUAGAGCUGAGUGGAAAAUGCAUUGUUGAACUGGCCAAAGAUAAAAAUCUGAUGAAACUAACUGGAAAGGUGUUGUUGACGUGUGAUCUGGCCAGGCGCUACAAAUUACGAGAUGUUGAUGGCCGUGACAUCUUUGAUUUAAAAUCUCUGAAGUUCCUCCUCACACAGUCUCCGUCCACGUCCUGGCUCUCCGUCAUCACACCUUCAUUUAUCAGAGUGCCAUCGUUUGUCUUUGGCCUGGCCUCCAGCAAAUUCUGA